This is a messenger RNA of Setaria italica (foxtail millet), 849 nucleotides long. Its product is annotated as putative B3 domain-containing protein Os04g0347400. The transcript has 5 exons. Gene Ontology annotation, molecular function: DNA binding. Bases 1 to 849 code for a protein of 282 amino acids. NCBI's taxonomy places the organism in Eukaryota, Viridiplantae, Streptophyta, Magnoliopsida, Poales, Poaceae. The record is from RefSeq and is a predicted model, not a curated record.
AUGACGCAUCUUUUACACUCGCAGCGCAUUCCGGAUGAGCUCGCCAAGGGGAUCGGCACCGGGGAGGCCCGCGUCGUCGGCCCGUCCGGCGGCAAGGUCAAGGUCUGGCGUGUCGAGGCCGGGCGGGACGGCGACGGCGCCUUCCUGGGGCGCGGGUGGCCGGAGAUCGCGGCCGCAUUCAGCGUUGGGGACAGGUGGUUCUUGGUCCUCCAGCACCACGGCGGCGGCAUCCUGACCCUCAAGGCGUUCGAUGCCAGCGAAGCAACCACAAGCAGCAAAGAUGUUUCCCAUAGGCCGCAGUUCGUCAGUGUGCUUCCACACGAUUUCAUGGAAAAGAUGCUAAUACCGGCUAAGUUUGUGGAACAUUACAUCCCUGAAGAGCACAAGAACAGUCGUAUGGCCAUGGUUCUUGUGUCUCAUGACGUCACUCAAGCUAAUGCUCUGCUGCUGAAGUACGAAGGCAACAUGGUUUUCACAGUCAGAGUGUUUGGCCCUGAUGGAUUCCAGAGAGAGUCCAAAGACAAGGACAUCAGAAUUCAGCAAGUUGAACAAAAGAUAAAUCCUUCUAUGGUAGUUUUUGAAUCUGUUAGCAGUGGUUAUGAAUGCGAGUAUUUGCCAUAUGCCUUUUGUGAUGCAAUUGGACUACGGGAACCUUGCACCAUCACGCUGAAGACCUCAAUGAGCAGCACCAGGUCUUGGCAGGUGCUUGUUGUCCCCAACAAGAAUAGCAGCCACUAUGUUCGGGGUCUGGAUUGGAAGAGGUUCUGCGAGGAGAAUGAGAUCAAGGUUGGUGAUGUCUGCACUAUCAGCAUUGUUGAAACCACCCUGUGGCACGUCGCACGUCAAUAA